Aureobasidium subglaciale EXF-2481 is the source of this 2668-nucleotide messenger RNA. Its product is annotated as glycoside hydrolase family 128 protein. Gene Ontology annotation, cellular component: fungal-type cell wall. The transcript has 3 exons. NCBI's taxonomy places the organism in Eukaryota, Fungi, Ascomycota, Dothideomycetes, Dothideales, Saccotheciaceae. Bases 92 to 2443 code for a protein of 783 amino acids. Gene Ontology annotation, biological process: fungal-type cell wall polysaccharide metabolic process. The record is from RefSeq and is a predicted model, not a curated record.
GAUUGGUAUCAGUUUCCCUCGGAUUUGGAAGAAUCUCUUAAAUCACAAGUCGGGUCAGGAUCUGCUCUCGGCCUCUGCUUCACGCGUAGAUAUGCGGAUCGUAAUUGGGCACCUACUGGUGUCUGCUUUUCUUCUCCGGGAUGUCUCUGGCCAAUCUAUUGUAACACCAACGAUUGUCAUCACCACACAUGUAUCCGCAUGUACACUGUCGAGCACCGGUGUAUUGUUCACUACCACGUCAGUUGCCACGGAUCUAUCAUCCCGAAGUUUGAUCCCAUCAGGCUUUGUUCUUUCUUCGUCUGCGCUUUCUGGUUCUGUGACGUUGGGGACUUCUUCUUCGUACAGUAGUGCUCCAAUCGUGUCAAGCUCGAUUUCGACUGCGUCCAGCUCUUCCACUGCAGCACCGUCUGCAGCACCUCAGUGUGGUCAGCCAUACUCCGGAAGCAAUGGAACAGAAUACCAGAUCGCCUGCGGGCAGACCUACGAUGGCGACAUCAUCGCUCCGUCGCAAGCAGACAGCACCCUCAACCGCCGUCAGCAGAGUGCACCUUCUUUUGAGGCUUGUAUCGAAUCUUGCGAGACUCUGUCUCAAUGUGUGGCCUCAGCUUUCCUACUUGGAGAGUGUACUUUGCUGUCAGCAAUUACUCGCAUCGUCAACACCGCAGGAGCUGUAGCAGCCAUCAGAGCCGAGUAUGUUGCCGUCCUGGCCGCCCUUGCUAGCCCAAGUACUGCCACCUCUGCAACGGCGCCUGCUCCUACCGUGAUCACUGCUACGCAAGGGUACUCAUCCGCCAUCGAAGACCAUCUGUCUCAAAAAAUCUCGGACAAUGCACCAGUCCCUACAAGCGAUAACACGGUAGUCUACGUGACCCCGAGCACAGAUCCAGCCAUGACCAGCACUUCUGUGCCAGCAUACUCCUCGCAGAUCUCCGACUACAUCUCGCAACAUCUGUCAGACAAUGCACCCAUCCCCACUGGUCCUGACACUGCCGUCUACAUCACUAGCUCGACAUCUUCUGAGCUUCUCAACAGUAGCGCUCUUGAUAGCUCGACUGCAGCAGCGCCCUCUGAGAUAACAACCCCUACGUACAUCGCUAGCGGGUCAUACACCCCCGGAGUCUUCCCAUCAAUCGAGAUCUCGUCCGAGGUCGUCCUUCCUAGUGUGACUUCUUCAAGUGGCUCUGCUGUGAUCAGUCUAUCCCAGAGCGUGGCUACAAAUAGUUCAUCGGUGCUAUCGAGCGUUCCGUCCCCCUCAACAACAUCAACUUCAACAUCGCAAUCGACGUCGGCUGCCCUCAGCUCUCGCUCAAGUUCUUCUUCUUUGUCGAGCUCCGCAGGCAGCCCGACAUAUGUCUCUUCGAGCAGCUCCAGCCCUACUAGCUCAGCUACGCCGUCGUCAUCUUCUCCCUUUUCAAGCUCACCUUCUCCUCUUCCAUCGAGCUCGAACAGCCCAGUUUCUGCUACAUCGGCACGCUCCAGCACAUCCAUUUUGAGUCAGUUGUCUUCAUCGUCCAGAUCUAGCUCCUCAAGCACCCGGUCGAGCUCCAGCACUCGAGCGAGUUCCGCGUCGUCGUCAGUGCGCACUUCGUCUUCGUCAACCCGGACAAGCUCUACCGCAACUGCUGUACCCACACCUGUGCGAAACUUCGGCAAGCGUGGUCUUGCAUACAAUCAAGCCAAUCUCACUAUGCCCUUUUCUCUCAGUGGACAGAACAGUCAGGUAUCUUGGGCUUAUGAUUGGUACUACGCUCCAUGUAGCACGCCUGGUGUCAAUGACUGCAACUUCAAUCCCGCUCUUGAGUUUGUUCCUCUACUCUACAACAGCGAUCCAAACCUUCUCAAUAAUUGGGCUUCUGCAGCACAAGUUGCCAUUGACAACGGCUCUGCAGCUCUCAUGUCUUUCAACGAGCCUGAUUUCUGUAUCGCUGGCAGCGCUUGUAUGAGUGUAGAUACGGCUGUGAGAUAUCACCGUCAAUACAUGCAGCCCUUUGCCGGCAAAGCUCUGAUCGGCGCACCUGCCGUGACUAACGCUGGCGGCACUGAUGCCAAUCCCCAAGGCCUGCAAUACCUCCAAUACUUCCUCGGCAACUGUACUGACUGCACAAUCGACUUUAUCAAUCUCCACUGGUACAGCAACAAAUAUGCCGGAGCCUCGUACUUUGAAUCUCACAUCAAUUCCGCACGUGCAAUAGCUGCUGGCCGUCCUAUCUGGAUCACAGAGUUUGGCUUGAAUAGCGAGUUCAGCUAUACGGAUGCAGAAUUGCAGGCUUUCUUGCAGAAAGUCAUGCCUUGGUUAGAUCAGCAGCAAGAUGUGGCCAGAUAUGCUUACUUUAUGGAUGCACCUGGGAUUUUGAUUAAUAGUGCUGGCAAUGCUAUCAGUGGAACGGGUAUUGUGUACAACAGCUUUACCAACAGUACGAGGCAGCCGAAUGCGUACACUUGAGUUAUGGAUGGCAUUGAACCUGGGAGGGACUUUGGCGGUGGUGCAAGUGUAGUAUGGUGUCUUCUCCGAUUUUUUCCAAUUUGUUUGACCUUGAAUGUCGGAUCCCAUUCUCCAACCAUAUGCCCCAAUUACCUAAAAUAGACCCUGCCUUUUGAUAGCAUGACUUCCGCCAGGACCUCACAUCGUGGAGAGACCUCGACCAGCGAGGUACCCCUGACGUGUACU